Encephalitozoon cuniculi GB-M1 is the source of this 756-nucleotide messenger RNA. RefSeq lists its product as uncharacterized. Lineage: Eukaryota; Fungi; Microsporidia; Unikaryonidae. The record is from RefSeq and is marked provisional. Bases 1 to 756 code for a protein of 251 amino acids. The transcript has a single exon. Gene Ontology annotation, molecular function: RNA binding.
AUGGGCUGGGAUCUAGACAGAGAGGGUGACGGGAACGAACCUUUAGAGGAGGUGAAGAGGGUCAAGAAAACUAUUGAAAGCAUGGACGUCAAGCCCGUGGGGCACGGCAAGGUUUCCUUGAGUGGAGAAGAGAACGUGGUUGGGGGCAAUGACCUGAACUUCAUCAGGCAGGUGAAGAAGAGGGUGAAUGACUACAAGCACAAGACUCUCUAUAACAUCGGGAGGACAAGGAAUCCAUAUGUGUUUACGCGCAAUAGCGUGGUGAUGAUGAUAGAAGAGGAGCUGGGAGUUGAGAUCCUUGUUCGGGGAAGCUACAAGCCGGAGGAGCUGAAUGGAGACACAGACGAUUCAGAUGCACUGGUGUAUGAGAUUUCGGCUCCCACACCUGAAGUUCUCAAAGAGGCGAUGUCCAGGAUUCCGUCAAUAACCAAGGUGGCGCCUACAUUUCCAUGGAGCCCUUCUUGCAGCGUUGGAAGGCAUGUCUGGAAGAACGGGGUCAAGUACCACUCAUACAGGAUUCCUGUGGAUCCCAAGGAGGCAGAGAAAGGAAUGGAUGGGAUUCGCAGGGACAUUGAGCUAGCUGCUGCCGGGAAGUCUGUAGAAAUUGUUCUCCGGGGACGAUUUUCGGGGCACGUAGAACCAUGUCUCGGAGAAGAAUCGAACGAACCCAUGUACAUUCAGGUGAUAGGGAGAUCCAAGAAGGAGGUCAGAAAAGCAUGCAGAGAGAUCAUUGAUAAGCGCAGGGCGAAUACCUAG